CAACGCUUCUAGUUUCAAUCUUUGUUCGGAACGGAUCGGUCGUUUGUUGUAUCUCUUGCGCGUGGAAGCGUCGUCGUCUUGGAAAAAAAAAAUUCGAUCACGAUAAAAGCAACCAACCAAAGUCUAAUUGUUGGCAACUUGUGCAAUACAUUUUGCAACUCACAGCGGGUGUUAGCAAAUAUACAAAUCAGUGGAUUUCUUGUUACCGUUGUCUCGUAUCAUUUGACUAGAUCGGAAAGGGAAAGUGAAGUGGUCACAACAACCGAGAGUGCUUCCACUGCUGGUGUCGAGGAACCUGUCCUAACCCAAGAUCUUCUAUUCAACACAUCUACAGCGACAAACAUCUGUAUACGGAUCGGUCAAUCAGUCAGCAAGCAGCCAGAACCAUGCCAGCUGAUGCAUUUUCAAGGAUGGACUCGUCCGGAUCUACAGCGGAAUCGUCCUCAUCGGAGGCCAAAGAUAUACCGUCCAGCGUCGAGGCCGCUCUGCUGAGAGCUCGCACCGAAAGUGAAGGUUCCGACAAAUCGGGUCCAACGAGGUUCGUCCUUCCCGGGACAUCCAGCAGCCCACCGAAAAUUCUUACCCUGGAGGAGGUUCAAGAUGCCGUCAAAAACAUUGAAAAUAUGACCCUGGCCCACGAAAUCGCCAUCAACAGCGACUUCAAGCUGCAACCGUACGAACCACCGGAGAACUCGCUGGAACGCAUCAUCAAGGACACGAUGCACCGGGCCUACUGGGACAUCCUGAAGGAGCAGCUGGCUCGAGAGCCGCCCUGCUACGAUAUGGCCAUCCAGCUGUUGGCCGACAUUAAGGACGCUUUUAAGAGUAUUCUGAGCAAGAACAACGAGCGAGCGCUGGCUCGGAUCAACGAAAUUCUGGACGAAACUGUGAUACGCCAGCAGGCCGAACAAGGUGUGCUAGACUUUGGAACCUACGCUAAAUUUGUGAUUCAUAUUAUGGCCUUGUCGUGUGCUCCGGUGCGAGAUGAACAGAUAGCCAAACUGAAGGAGAUUUCGGAUGUUAUUGAACUCUUCCGAGGUAUCCUGGAGGCGCUGUCGGUCAUGAAGCUGGACAUGGCGAACUGUCUGUUGGAUGCUGCCCGUAACGAUGUCAUUGCCAAUUCCGUCGAGUAUGAGAAACAGAAAUUCAAACAAUUCCUAGAGCUGUACAAGGACGGGUUCCCGGAGACGGAAAAGUGGUUGAAACGAAACAAGGUACCGGAAACAGGUUCUGCCGAUCAAGAACAGGCUGCAGCCAGCAACGAUCAGCAGCGCCGAUCCAAGGACACAAUUUUCAACGCUUAUCUUGAAUUGAUCGAUUGGAACUCGGAGAACGAGUUCCCGGAAAUGUUGGAAAUGGAUCGGGACCGCGUGAUUGGCCUGCAGGGUCGGGCUUCCCGUCUUUGCAGCUGUGCCUCAACACUUGCCAUUACUAGUGCUGCCAUACCACUAAUCGCACAAUCCACCGAUGCUCGCAAAAGCCUCGCUAAAGAGCUUGUUAUUUUAGUUCAAAAUUGCAACAACACCAAGGAUCUGGAUGAUGCUAUCGAAAACAUCUGGUUACACGUACGAUCCGUGGUCGUCAACCGAUUGAAGGAUCUGAACCAACCCGAGCUGAACGAAUCCGUGGAAAGCUCCCUGAAGGCACAGAUCCUGCAGGUCGCAAAGAAAGAAUCCCCGGUGCGAGCGCUGAUCUGGAAGCGACUGCUGGCCUACAUUCAGCUGGUGCUCAGGACCAACAGCCAUAUUCCGGUGCCACCCGGUUUCCAGGAGUUUGCUGACGAGGUCGAAAGUUUAGCGACCGCUUUCAAACGAAUUUCCUACUAUAACUACGCCGUCUACGGGGAGUAUUUCCAUGAGAUCUUGAACAAAUUGUAGAGCCUACGAGCAAGUGUUUCUCAAAGGUUGAAGUUCUUCCGUGUAUUGAUUUGUUCAACUGAAACCCUCCCUGGCAUCACUCCUUGUGUGUAGUUUUGUGAUUCGCGUCUUAUUGUGAAGUAGAUUAGUUUUAGUCGGUAUCUAAACUCUUAUAUAAAACCAGUAUAUAUCACAACUUUAAGUUAGUCAUUUUUCUUUUCGCUCUACAUACGAUAUCGGAACUGAAGAAAGUUUUCAGGAGUUGUUGAAAUGUGAUAGUUAUGAAACGGAUUCGGAUAGGUUAUUGGUUCAUAUCAAAGAUAACGAAAAAGUAAUGAAUGACGGAUAGGCGGACACAUGCCGGCCUAGGUGGAACGAAUUCGGUAGCCGCCUAAUAAAAAUAGCAUUAUUCCAGUACAGCAUCCGCGCGUAGAUGUGUAACCCCCAUAUUCGAUCGAAUCCAAACUUAAUCUGACUAACAAAAAAAACCAGAACUGUGUAUAGCAUAUUACAUGAUGUGUAUAAAUGAUUUUUAC
Messenger RNA from Uranotaenia lowii, 2392 nucleotides. RefSeq names its product T-complex protein 11-like protein 1. The coding region runs from base 387 to 1877 and encodes 496 amino acids. The record is from RefSeq and is a predicted model, not a curated record. Gene Ontology annotation, biological process: signal transduction. Lineage: Eukaryota; Metazoa; Arthropoda; Insecta; Diptera; Culicidae. The transcript is spliced from 4 exons.